Molecule: messenger RNA, 324 nt
Organism: Lactuca virosa
Lineage: Eukaryota; Viridiplantae; Streptophyta; Magnoliopsida; Asterales; Asteraceae
Source: the annotation of a GenBank genome assembly
AUGUCCAAAAGGAUUGAUCUUGUAAUGUAUUUGUUAAAUAAGGGGAACGCAAAGGAAACGAAUACAGAACACGAAGGGAAGAACGAAGGCAUAAUCGAUUGGGAGGAAGAGGAGAUUGGAACGGGAAUAAACCGAAGGCAGUCAAGAAGAAGGCACAAGAAGUCAGCGAAGGUUCGAUCGUUCUUCUGGCUGAAGGAAGAGGGUCCGAUGGUUUCUGAUUUUUCUUCGAUUGAUUCGCGAUCGGUGAUGGCCUCCGGGAUUCGACUUAGGCCGAAGAAGAGGAAGGGAAAGGAGGAGGCAUCGAGGGGUCUUAGGAGGUGGUAG